AUGCGACCCCUUUGCACACGCUGCGGCGCCCUCCUCCGCCAACAGCGCGCACUCACCACGUCCGCGGUCCGUUCCUCUGCGCCAUCAAAGUCAAUCGAACAAAUCCUCUCUAAGCCGACUUGGUCCGUCGCCUCCCUCUUGCCAAAGUCGAACGAGAAAUCGACAGAAGAACCGAUCACACGCGCAAAACUACACCAUCUCCUCCGUCUGUCCGCCCUACCACUCCCGGAGACUGAGACCGAAGAGGGCGCUAUGCUUCAAACGCUGCACUCGCAAUUGCACUUUGUUCGCGAUGUCCAGAGUGUCGAUACCUCGGGCGUUGAGCCUUUGCGCUCGCUGCGCGACGAGACUGCCGCCGGUGUAGCGGAAGCAACGAUUGGCCUGCAACAGCUACAAGGAGCGCUGGCCAAGGAGAUUCGCUUCGGCCAUAAAAGACGACCCAAGAGACAACGUGGGGACAAGGUUGACACCAAGGGUGUCGAAGACUGGAACCCCUUGGAGACGGCAUCCAGGACGGCUGGCAAAUAUUUUGUUGUUCAGAGCAAGAAGGGGGACUCAUGA
Messenger RNA from Colletotrichum karsti, 561 nucleotides. Its product is annotated as duf726 domain protein. Gene Ontology annotation, molecular function: glutaminyl-tRNA synthase (glutamine-hydrolyzing) activity. The coding region runs from base 1 to 561 and encodes 186 amino acids. Gene Ontology annotation, biological process: regulation of translational fidelity; glutaminyl-tRNAGln biosynthesis via transamidation. The record is from RefSeq and is a predicted model, not a curated record. NCBI's taxonomy places the organism in Eukaryota, Fungi, Ascomycota, Sordariomycetes, Glomerellales, Glomerellaceae. The transcript has a single exon.